AUGUCCACUUCCAACGAAAGCCCGUCACCACGGCCUCGAGCCGUGGCAAAUCACAGCACCCUCGGGGUUUUGGCUUUGCGGUGGUCUUGUGCGACAUGCCGCCAAUCGAAACGCCGCUGCGAUAAAAUAUACCCGAAAUGCACACUCUGCGUUCAGAAGAAUACUCCAUGUAACUACCCAGGCCGUCGGAAAAGAGAGAAGCUGAAGAACCGCAUAAAGGCGAUUCUGCCAGUGGGAAAAUCCAUCGUCGACCCGCCUCCCGUUGUAUUGGCUGAGAAGAAGCACGACGUGCGCCAGCUCUCGUUUCCUUCUGCCAGUUCCAGCUUCAUUGCGGAGAGUUUUCUCGAUCCCGAGGUCUUUUCCAAGGCGCAGUUGAAAGUGGUAAACGCCGAUGUGGAGGUGACAGAUGACAUAGCCGAGUUGGUCGGGAGCGUGCUGGACAUUCAGGCCACCUCUGCCAAGUUCUUUAAGUCGGUUCACAUGUGGAUGCCGAUCAUAUCGAAGCCUCAUUUUUGUGCGAACCUGCUCAAUCGGUUAACCUACAAGAGAGCUGAGUUGUUUCUGCUCGUGCUGUCUAUGAAGUUAAGCUUCACACGAGUCAAAACCUGGAACACGCCAUUGUACGAGACGGUGAAGCUAUUCCAAUUUAAAAUUGAGGCUUCAGGGGUAUUGUCAACUCUAGUUCUCCAGGCUUCUAUUCUCAUCGCACUCUACGAGUUAGGACAUGGCAUCUACCCGGCGGCGUAUCUCUCGGUAGGAUCCUGUGCUCGGUACGCAACGGCCCUGGGUAUUGAAAAGUCUAUUCUUUCAUCAAGCGCUGCGCAGGGCCAAUGGAUUGAAGAAGAAGAAUGCCGCCGUAUGUGGUGGGCGAUUUUGGUUCUCGAUAGAUAUCUGAACUUGAGUAAUCCUAAACGGCACCUUAUUACUACAGAUGCAGGCUUAGAGAGUUACUUGCCUGUAGAUGAUGAAGUGUGGGAAUCCGGAGUACUCAAUCCUGAUCGUAUUUAUACUUUGGCAACAGCCAAUAGCUACCACCUGGGGCUCUUUGCGCGAUUUGCGCAGGCCGCACAUCUCCUCAGCCAGGUUCUACAUCAUGUCUCUGAGGAGUCCAACGAGACUGCCCAGUUGCGACGCACAAUAUUUGCGCUAGUCAACGUCUCUAAUAUCGAGGCAUCUAUGAGACGAUUAGAAUACUGCAGCCAAUCAGCAGUCUGUUACGCUAAUAGUGGUAUUCUCGCGCUCGACUACUCGUCUUUUAGCAAGGGUAUGUGUGUAAGUGACUCUGGUCAAAAGCUCUCCUCCGAGAGUGCUAUCAUUUCACAAGCAACAUUAGACAUGGCUUUGACCUUGAUCCAUGGUGAUUCAGAACAGCUCUGUGAUGUUGCCAGCCCCUUUCUUGUUCAUUUGUUAUACAAGGUAGCCUCAAUGCACUUGAGGAUAGCACAUAAGUCUCAGACAAGGGGCGAUCGAGAGAAAGUUGAGAUCUUGAGAAAAAGCAUGAAACUCGUCGGAAAUCGAUGGCUUUGCACUUCCGCGUACCUCUCGCUUUUAGAGAAGCAAGAGAUUCUGCUUGUGAUGGAGUAA
Trichoderma breve is the source of this 1584-nucleotide messenger RNA. RefSeq names its product fungal specific transcription factor domain-containing protein. The transcript has 6 exons. Gene Ontology annotation, biological process: DNA-templated transcription; regulation of DNA-templated transcription. The record is from RefSeq and is a predicted model, not a curated record. The coding region runs from base 1 to 1584 and encodes 527 amino acids. Gene Ontology annotation, molecular function: DNA-binding transcription factor activity, RNA polymerase II-specific; DNA binding; zinc ion binding. NCBI's taxonomy places the organism in Eukaryota, Fungi, Ascomycota, Sordariomycetes, Hypocreales, Hypocreaceae. Gene Ontology annotation, cellular component: nucleus.